Salvia miltiorrhiza (redroot sage) is the source of this 1821-nucleotide messenger RNA. Its product is annotated as allene oxide synthase 3-like. Gene Ontology annotation, biological process: sterol metabolic process. The coding region runs from base 211 to 1632 and encodes 473 amino acids. The record is from RefSeq and is a predicted model, not a curated record. Lineage: Eukaryota; Viridiplantae; Streptophyta; Magnoliopsida; Lamiales; Lamiaceae. The transcript has a single exon. Gene Ontology annotation, molecular function: oxidoreductase activity, acting on paired donors, with incorporation or reduction of molecular oxygen; iron ion binding; monooxygenase activity.
UAUGGUUGUCAAAUCAAAUUAUUAAUUAAUUGGGGAUGGACCUUGCAUUAAACAUUUUAUUUGUUCAACAAAGAGCAGUGCCCCAUCCUCCCCCUUGGCCUUCCAUAAUGUGACUGACAAACCUCAGAUUAUAUAUAUCUCCUCAAUUCUAGAUUUCUUAAUUAUUCAAUCCCCUCCCAAUUAACCAAACAAAUCCCUAAUCUACCGACAAUGUCCACAGCCCAGCUUCCGGCCCGAGAAAUCCCCGGCGAGCACGGGCUCCCGUUUUUCGGGCCCAUAAAAGACCGUUUCAGCUACUUCUACAGCCAAGGCGAGCUCAAAUACUUCACAACCCGCAUGGACAAAUACCAAUCCACGGUGUUCCGAUGCAACAUGCCGCCGGGCCCCUUCAUGGCCCGAGACCCGCGCGUCGUCUGCCUCCUCGACGCCGUCAGCUUCCAGACCCUCUUCGACACCACCAAAGUCGACAAGAGAGACGUCCUCGACGGCACCUUCAUGCCGUCCACCGCCUUCACCGGCGGCUACCGGACCUGCGCCUACCUCGACCCCUCCGAGCCCAACCACGCAAUUCUGAAAGGCUUCUUCCUCUCAAUACUCGCCAAGAAGCACGACCAAUUCAUCCCGUUGUUCCGGCAGGCCAUGUCCGGCCUUUUUACGGGCCUCGAAGGUGACCUCGCCGCCAAAGGCAGCUCCUCCUUCAACGAUUUAAACGACGUCAUGGCGUUCGAGUUCGUCUUCCGCUUGCUCUGCGGCGUGGGCCCGUCGGAGACCGGGCUCGGCCCGGACGGCCCGAAAUCGAUGGACCUGUGGCUCUUCGGGCAGCUCUCCCCGCUGAUGACUCUGGGGAUCAAAUACGUCCCGGGCUUUCUAGAAGAUUUCUUCCUCCACAAUUUCCCCAUCCCUUUCUUCCUCGUCAGAUCUUACUACAGCAAGAUUUACGCAGCUUUCGAGAAGAACGCGGGGAAGCUUCUAGAAGAAGCGGAGGAACUCGGGUUACAACGCGACGAAGCGUGUCACAACCUCGUGUUCCUCGCCGGCUUCAACGCUUACGGCGGGAUGAAAGCCGUGUUCCCGGCGCUCAUCAAGUGGGUCGCCGCCGCGGGCGCCGACCUCCACCGCCGGCUCGCGGCGGAGAUCAGGGCGGCGGUGAAGGAAAAGGGGGUGACUCCGGCGGCGUUGAACGAGCUGACGCUGACAAAAUCGGUGGUGUACGAGGCUAUGCGCAUGGAGCCGUCGGUUCCGUACCAAUACGGGAGAGCUAAGAAGGAUUUCGAAAUUCGGAACCAUGAGAACUGCUUCUCGAUUAAGAAAGGGGAGAUGCUGUUCGGGUAUCAGGCGAUGGCGACGAGGGAUCCGAGAAUCUUCGAACGUGCGGAUGAAUUCGUGGCGGAGAGAUUCGUGGGGGAGGGCGAGAAGCUGUUGAAGUACGUGUAUUGGUCGAAUGGGAGGGAGACGGAUGAGGCGACGGUGGAGAACAAGCAGUGCCCCGGGAAGGAUCUGGUGGUGAUGCUGUGCAGGUUGAUGCUGGUCGACUUUUUUUUAAGGUAUGAUACGUUUGAGGUGGAAUCUGGGAAGCUUCUCUUGGGCUCGUCUGUCACGUUCAAGUCCCUAACCAAAUAUGCUAAUUAUUAAUUUCUUUUUUUCUUUUUUCAGUUUAGGAUUGGUGGGUUCUUUAGUUUAGUUGUGGUGGAUUUGAAGUUUUAGCCACCAUUUCCGAUUCAAUUUCCUGUUUUCCUUAAUAAUGGAGAUUUUUUUUUUAAUUAUUUGUAUGUUGUAUGAUUGGCGUCUAUAUAGUUGUCAAGUGAUAGGAGAAUUUUUUUU